AUGGCUGAAAAGGAACAUCUUUCUCUUGUUGUCUGCGGACACGUCGAUGCUGGUAAGAGUACCACCUGCGGUCACCUUAUCUUCAAGCAAGGAGGAAUCUCUGAUCGUGAGAUGACCAAGCUUCAAGCUGUCGCUGAAGAAAAGGGAAAGUCCUCUUUCGGAUUCGCCUACUACCUUGACACCUGUAAGGAGGAACGUGAACGUGGAGUUACCAUCCAAUGUAACACCAAGGAGUUCUUCACUGACAAGUUCCACUACACUAUUGUCGAUGCCCCCGGACACAAGGAUUACAUCAAGAACAUGAUCACCGGAUCUGCCACUGCUGAUGUCGGUCUUCUUCUUGUCCCCGCUGAGAAGGGUGGAUUCGAAUCCGCCAUUGCCAAGGCUGACCCCAAGUUGGGAGUCGAGGAAGGACAAACCCGUCAACACGCCCGUCUUCUUUACUUGCUCGGUGUUGAGCAAAUCAUUGUUGGAAUCAACAAGAUGGACGCCUGCAACUGGUCUGAAGACCGUUUCAACGAAAUCAAGGACGAAUUCGUUAAGAUGCUUCAAUUGAUCGGAUUCAAGCCCAAGAAGGUCCCUUUCAUCCCAUACUCUGGAUUCAACGGUGACAACUUGGUCGAGAAGUCCGACAAGGCCCCCUGGUACAAGGGAUGGGUCGCCAACAAGGGACCCAAGCAAAAGGUCACUGGAUUCACCCUUGUCGAGUGCCUCAACAACUUCAUCACUCCCCCCAAGCGUUUGCCCGAUGCUCCUCUUCGUCUUCCAAUUUCCAACAUCUACAAUAUUAAGGGUGUUGGUCAAAUCAUCUGCGGUACCGUCGAACAAGGAACUCUUCGCCCUGGAGAUGUUAUCGGAAUUGUCCCAUCUGGACUUGUCGGAAAGAAGAUGUUCUCCAUCGAACAGCACAAGAAGGUCUUGGAAUCUGCCGGACCAGGAAACUCUGUCGGUAUGUCUAUCAAGGGUAUUGCCAAGGACGAGAAGGUCAACCCAGGUGACAUCAUCUACCUUGAGAAGGAAGGUGCUCUUGCCCCUAUCAAGACUUUCACUGCCAUGGUUGCCGUCCAAGAGCACCCUGGUGUCUUGAAGCCUGGAUACUGUCCAGUUGUCUUCUCCCGUACCGCCAAGGUCGCCUGUAAGAUGACCAAGAUCUUGUGGAAGCAAUCCAAGAAGACUGGAGGUGCCAAGGUCGAGAACCCCCCAGAACUUUCUCAAUUCGAGAAUGCCGAGGUUGAAUUCGAGCCCACCGCUCCUCUUUUCCUUGAGCCUUUCGAGAAGUGCGCCGCUCUUGGACGUAUUGCUGUCAUGGACUCCAACAGAUUGAAGAUGCUCGGAAAGGUCACUGGUGUGACCAACAAGGAGUAA
Messenger RNA from Cylindrotheca closterium, 1365 nucleotides. Lineage: Eukaryota; Bacillariophyta; Bacillariophyceae; Bacillariales; Bacillariaceae. The record is from the annotation of a GenBank genome assembly.